Messenger RNA from Bursaphelenchus okinawaensis, 1010 nucleotides. The record is from the annotation of a GenBank genome assembly. NCBI's taxonomy places the organism in Eukaryota, Metazoa, Nematoda, Chromadorea, Rhabditida, Aphelenchoididae.
AUGACAAAUUACCCAUUCUUCACGUCUCUCGCCGAUCCUAUUACUAUUUAUGUCAAUGUGUACGAUACAUGCGUAUGGACGUAUUCUCAACUUAAUAUGGUCGCCGCUUACUGUGAGAGUAAGUCUUGGAUAAGUGAACUUAAUUUGUGAGGCGGGGGUUUGAAGAAAGUUUGGACGUAGGGCGUUGCCUCUGUGCUCGACCCGACCCGGUCCUGGGGCGGGCCGAGCCAGGUCAGGGCCUAUUUUCACGAUCAGUUACUGGGCAGAGCACAUCAUUGUAACCGGGAAGGGCUUGCUUUGUGCCCGGUAACUGUAAAUGCCCGGUAAAAAUUUUUUUCAUAUAUGAAAAAAAAAAUCAAUUUAGAAUUGUUGAGUGUCUAACAAGUAAUGUUACCUACUCCACUUCACUUAUAAACGUUUUAGCCCUACCCGACUUCAACUCUACCAAUUUGAGGCUGGUAGGGCUAAAAAGGUCAGGGGUGAAGUUGGUAGGGCUAAAAGGGUCAAAGAUGAGGUCGGGUAGAUAUAAAGCAGUUUAUUUCAGGUGUUAUUAGCUUUGUAAGCAUAACUUACAAAUACCUUGUAAACCCUGUAAAGCCCUGUAAAUGCUUUGCCCGACCCGGCCCCAGGGCCGGGACCGGGAGGGCCCGAAAAAUAAAAGCUCUGCAUCGGGCAGGGCAUAAACGGGCCCGGUGCCAGGGCCGCAAUUUUUUAGUUUUUUCAACAUUUUUUAACUGUUUAUACAAGCAGAGGUAAAAUUAAAUUAAACUUUUUUUAAAAGUGCAUUCAAUAUUAUAGAAGUUCUUUUUUCAGAAAACUUCAAAAGAAUUCACAUUACGUUCACUUCGGGGCAUCUAGAUCCGAUGUUUGUGCCUUUUGUCAAUUUCUACAAAAGGCUGGCUACUAUUACUGAAUUGUUGCAAGUUGAAAAUCCUGAGUUUCUAAGGCAUUGCAUGGACAUGGAAAUCGAACACAAAUCUAAUCCAACCACAAUACCUAAGGCAUUUUAA